UGUAGCUGAGAUAGGCACCAGCGACCCCAAAGGGAAUAAGCGGCGGCAAAUGGAUGGAUGGAUGUUUUGAAUGAUUUGUGUAUUAAAAUGAGACCAGCGUCAAGGCGGAAAGUCUUAUUCCUUUUGCUGUUGAUGCACGGAAGUUAAUUUUGAACGGACGGAAAAUGAACGCUCGUGUUCCCUCACGGCAGGUUCUUCAGUGGAUUAUAAGACAUUCCACCUCGUCUUUAUUCAGCCCCCAUCACUCAGGGAGGUGGCUGCGUCGUCCAUGCGUCCAGUCUAGGUUGUGUUCGUCAUUACUGCCAAGUUCAACCAGCCAUGAUCCAGUUCCCCCUCAGAGAGACACAGAGCUGUCCCUGCAGUGUCUUUCUGACAUGGGCUUCACUGUCAGCCAGGCUGAGGAAAUCUAUGAAAGCGUGACCAACCCUGCAACUGCCAAGCAUUGUUCAUCAACGCUCACAGCUUUGUUCGUGUUGGGCCUCAACCCUUCCUCUGUGGUGAAGUUACUGAGCAAAUGUCCUGAGCUUUACACCACCAAGGAGUCACUUCUUCAGCAGCGCAUAAGCAACCUGCGCAAACUUGGUUUAAGGGAAGGUAGUCUUCAGAGAGUGGUGGCCCACUACCCUGCUAUCCUCACUGUGCCCGUGAAGACUGUCAAACAUGUGGUGAUGGUCCUCAGAGAGAAGUGUCUGUUCACAGGGCGGCAGGUGACGGACAUCCUCAGGGACAGUCCUGCUGUGGUGCUAGAAGACCUGGCUAAGCUGCAGUACAAGUUCCAGUAUGUCUACUUCCGAAUGGGCGUCAAACAAUCAGAGAUGGUCAAGAACAAAUUGUUUGGUUUCUCCCUGGACGAGCUGCGCUGUCGUCACUGUUUUCUGGAGCGCCGGGGCUUGUACCAGACCCCCGACAAGAAGGGCCAGACCACCAUCAUCAACCCCAAACUGGACAGCAUCCUCAAUGUGAGUCUGGACACCUUCCUGACGCUGGUGGCCCAGGUGGCGUCAUCGGAAGAGUAUGACGUCUUUCAGAGACUGAUGGCCAGAGAGUGGCAGGAAGAGGAGCGUCACUACGGCGACGUGCAAGCAGAAAGCGACGAGGAGGAGGAGGAAGAGGACGAUGACGACGACGACUUUGAAGGCAAGGAUAGUUAUAGGAAAAGAAAAAAGAGGAGAUAAAUAUUUAAGUAGAAUAAUGUUACAAGUAUAGUUUGUCAAGAUUAUAGAUUUUCACGCUCAACUGAUGCUGUUGAUUUUAACUAAACGUUAACUCCUUUUCUCUGUCGUUUAUUCUUGAAAUAUUAGGACUUCAUUCUUGUAAAUAUGAAUAAGGUCACACUGAGAAGAAAAAUAAUGAAAGCUGCAGGAAUAAAGUUUACAUGUUAAGAGAAUCAAUAAAUAUUACCAUAGUAAUGUAAAUGGAGGACCCACAUUUGUUAUUUAUUUGACAAGAUUUCAAUUGUAAUGGUAGUUAAAGACUUGAAAAAAUGGCUAAUUCAUAGUAAUAUUAUGGCACAUUUACUGUGAUCAAUAAACAUUGUCCUAAUCAAAUAAAGUUAUUCAAUUCAAUACACCAACAAAACUCAAAUUGAUGAGAAUACUUGAUACUUUUAACCUAUAACUUUUUAUUACACAAGGCUGAAAAUACUACUUUCUUACUUACAUCUGACUUAUAUUCAAGAGUCACAUUUCUGACACUGAUCAUUUCAUUUAAAUAUGUCAAAAUAUUGUACAGUCCUAACAAAAGUAAAGGGGAAUAAAAAUCCUGCACCUUUGUCAUGGCUGCCAUUAGAGGGCCGCUUGUAAUUGUAAAUAAUUCAUGAAGUUAAAGUAGCAAUGAUAGUCACACACACUAGGUGGGGUGAAAUUUGACCCAUCCUCUUGUUCACCCCCUGCGAGGUGAGAAGAGCAGUGAGCAGCAGCAGUGGCUGUGCCCGAGAAUCAUUUUGGUGACUUAAUCCCCAAUUCCAACCCUUGGUGCUGAGUGCCAAGCAGGUAGGUAAUGGGUCCCAUUUUUAUAGUCUUUGGAAAGGCUGGGCAAUACGACAUUUUUUUAAUAUCUCAAUAUUUUUAGGCCAUAUCGCGAUACACGAUAUAUGUCUCGAUAUUUUGCCUUAGCCUUGAAUUAACAUUUGAUGCAUACAAUCACAGAUGAUGAUUCUAUGUGUCUACAUUAAAACAUUUUUGUUCAUACUGCAUUAAUAUAUGCUCAUUUUAAACUUUCAUGCAAAGAGGGAAAUAACAACUAAGUCAAUUUAGUAAAACUGUAUUUAUUAAACAGUUAUUAAGCAGUGGCACAAACAUUCAUGUCAUUUCCAAAACAAAGUGCAAGAUUGUCAGAGACAUUUUAAAACGAGCUAUUAGUGCACUUUUGUGCAUGAUGUCACUAAGUUGACAUAUCAAAACAACACUAAAUUAAAGUCCACUUUUUGUACAAUAGUUAAAAACAAAUAAGGUGCACUUUUGUGCAUAAUGUCACACGAGAUAUUUCAAUAAGUGUCACAUUAAAAUGAGCUGCAUAUCAAAUAGUGUAUGUCCUGCGGCAGUGGUCCCUAACCACCGGGCGAUUUGUACCGGGCCGCAGAAUCAUUUUUUAUUAAUUAAUUUAUUUUUUUAAAUUAAAUGAACAUUAAAAAAACACAAGAUACACUUAUAAUUAGUGCACCAACCCCCCCAAAAAACUCAGUUUUUCAUGACAAAGUGUUCUCAAAUCUGUUUGUCCGGCAUUUUUUUGUCCUGUAUCUCCUGCCCGAGGGCAGCAGUUCAAAAAGUUAAUGUCCGGGGUGAGAUGGGUCCCUUAAGAUGUUUUGGGCCUUUUUGAGGCACCUGGUACUGUACAGUUCAUCUAGGGAGGGGAGAGAGCAGCCAGUGAUCUUCAUGGCAGUUUUUAUGACCCUCUGAAGUGCGUUUCUCUCUGCAGCUGGCAUACCAUUUACACGUUCAGUAUGUCAGCACACUCUUGAGCACCCACAGAAGGACACGAGCAGUUUUUGUGACAAGUGGUUCUUUUUGAGGAGUCUCAGAAAGUAAAGUCUCUCCUGUGCCUUCUUGAUGAUCACUGAAGUGUUCGCACUCCACAACAGAUCUUCCUCGGUCUGGAUCCCCAGGAACCUAAAUUUAGAGACCCUUUCCACAUAGUCCCUAUUGAUGUACAGUGGUUGGAUGUUUAUCAUUUUUUUCUUCUUGAAAUCCAUGAUCAGCUCCUUCGUCUUGGUGGUGUUAAAGUCCUACUGAAACCCACUACUACCGACCACGCAGUCUGAUAGUUUAUAUAUUAAUGAUGAAAUAUUAACAUUGCAACACAUGCCAAUACGGCCUUUUUAGUUUACUAAAUUGCAAUUUUAAAAUUCCCAGGAGUCUCGUCUUGAAAACGUUGUGUAAUGAUGACUUGUACGCAAGAUGUCACGGGUUUUUAGGAAGUAUGAGUACUACGCACACACAAAGCUAAAAGUCAUCUGCUUCAACCGCAUAAUUACACAGUAUUUUGGA
Nerophis ophidion (straightnose pipefish) is the source of this 3485-nucleotide messenger RNA. RefSeq names its product mitochondrial transcription termination factor 4 (gene mterf4). Gene Ontology annotation, molecular function: double-stranded DNA binding. The coding region runs from base 165 to 1175 and encodes 336 amino acids. Lineage: Eukaryota; Metazoa; Chordata; Actinopteri; Syngnathiformes; Syngnathidae. The record is from RefSeq and is a predicted model, not a curated record. The transcript has 4 exons. Gene Ontology annotation, cellular component: mitochondrion. Gene Ontology annotation, biological process: mitochondrial ribosome assembly; regulation of DNA-templated transcription.